AUGACAGAUGCAAGCGUUGAUGAGAUAUCUCCGCUGAUUUUCAUCACCAGAAAUAUUUCCACUGUAGCUGAUAAUCGAACUGUAUUUCAGCAAAAGCUUUCUGUAUGGUUAAUUCUAUUGAGUGCUGGUUUAGAACGAUUAGCAUUUUAUUCAUUAGCGGGAAAUCUUGUUUUAUUUCUUACGUCGGACAAUAUUCAUUGGACACCUAUUCAUAGUGUUACUACUUCGUUUAUAUUUCUUGGCACAAGUUACAUAUCAGCAAUUGUUUUUGCUUGGAUAAGUGAUGGUAAAUUGGGUCGUGCAAAAACCAUUGUUACCGGUUUUAUUCUAUAUAUUAUUGGCUAUGUAUUUAUUUCUUUAUUUUCUGAUGAUGAUAAAUAUAAAUUGUAUAGCACAUUUUGUGGUACAAUCAAUUCUACAACAUCGAUAACACCGGAGUUUUUUCAAGAAAAAUGUAUUCCUCAAAUUCUUUCAACAUUAGUUUUUACUGCGAUUGGUGUUGGUGCUGUUCAAGCAAAUAUGGCUGUAUUUGGUGCUGAACAAAUACGAGAACAAAAAGCAACAAGAAAAUAUUUCGAUAAAUAUUAUGCUGUAGUUAAUACUGGUGGACUUAUUGCAUUUGGUUUUAUUGCUUAUGCACAACAAAACGAUAGUUAUUUCAUUGGUUAUAUUGUUCCAUCGGCAUUACUAAUAAUAGCUUUUCUAUUAUUUUUAAUUGGCUAUAAAUUCUAUAUUCAUGUUCAACCACAUGAUUCCGUCAUGAGUAGUUUUAUUCCAGUGUUAAUAAAUGCUUUUCAAACAUGGAGAAAAGUACGAAAAACGGCACAAACAUUAAGUGCUAAUCGAAGAUCUUCGAAUUCUUCGCUCCCAUUAAGUAAUCAAAUUGACAUUAGUAAUCAAUCAUCGUUUACGACAAGUGAACAGGCAUGGUCAUUUUUGGAUUAUGCAAAAAUGUCUAACCGAGGGCGCUAUCUCGAUCGUGUGGUAGAUGAUAUCAAAUCAUUGCGACGUAUUAUUGUUGUUUUUCUUCUUUUGAUACCUUAUUGGCUUCUCUAUUUUCAAAUUGAAACAACUUUUCUUGUACAAGGUGUACAUAUGAAAGUGAUGAAAAUCUUUCGUAUAGAUAAAAAUCAGCAUUAUAUGCCUGUUAUUUGGUUUUCACUUGGCGAUCAAAUAAUUAUUAUUAUUUCAAUCUUUUUUCUCAACACAUUCGUUUAUAAACGUCUUGAAUCAAGUGGACGAUCAUUUUCAAUCAAAUCUCGCAUGAUUAUUGGUAUGAUUUCUGCAACACUUGCUAUGUGUAUGGCAGGUACACUAGAGAUAUUUCGUCAGAAAACGUGUGAUGCACUACCCACUAUUCAACAAAAUAUUGGCAAAACAAAUUAUACAGCUGCUGAUAUGACAAUAUUUUAUCAAUUUCCACAGUAUCUUGGUAUUGGUCUUUCUGAAGUAUUUACUUCAGUUGCCAGCCUUGAAUUUGCUUAUUUGGCUGCACCACAUUCAGCUCAAUCAUUAAUAAUGAGUCUUCGAUUUUGUUCAGCUGGUCUUUCAUCAUUUUUUGGUUCUGCUUAUGUCGGUAUAUUUGUACAGGCUAAAGAAAAUCUUACGUUUGAUAAUACAGAAUGUAAAGCUCGAAAUCAAUCUGAAUUAUUUUAUAUCUAUUUCUUUGUUCUUGGUGGUCUUCAACUAGUCUUCAUUUUAAUAAUUCUUGGUUGUGAUGAACAAUUCAAAAUCCUCAAAGUAUCAAAACAAAGAUUUAAUACAAGAUUAUUUGUAACACCUAAUACUCGUUCAUCAAAUACUUGA
Molecule: messenger RNA, 1806 nt
Organism: Rotaria socialis
Lineage: Eukaryota; Metazoa; Rotifera; Eurotatoria; Philodinida; Philodinidae
Source: the annotation of a GenBank genome assembly